Cucurbita maxima (winter squash) is the source of this 2137-nucleotide messenger RNA. RefSeq names its product heparan-alpha-glucosaminide N-acetyltransferase-like. The coding region runs from base 239 to 1723 and encodes 494 amino acids. Lineage: Eukaryota; Viridiplantae; Streptophyta; Magnoliopsida; Cucurbitales; Cucurbitaceae. The transcript is spliced from 13 exons. The record is from RefSeq and is a predicted model, not a curated record.
CCAGUUUGGUUGGAGGUAUAAAUAAGCAAGAAGGAAGCAGAGGGUCCAAUGGAACUAAUUCACGCAGACACAAAAGGGGUUGCAGAAGGAAAGCAAAGUAUUCUUGGGAAACUGGGAGCCGUUCCUUCCCAGCGGGGGAGCUUUUCUCUCCUCUUCCCUUUCCUUUUCCAACUCUACCUCUCUCCAUCUCCCUGUUCUUCGCCUUCUUCAAACUCCCCGCUCAUUUCCUGUUGUUGGAAUGUCAAUCCGGAAGGAUAUGGGGAAGUAUGACCCCAUCAAACCACUCCAUGACUGUGAUCUCGCCAAUGAGACUGCUGUUCUCAUAAAUCCAGAUUCCCUGACUCUCUUCUCUGUUUCUCACCACUGUAAUCACUCUCAUGAAGAUGUUGAGAUGGCUCUUCUUGAUUCUCAUUCCAGAUCUCCUCUUCCUCUUCACAAUGCCAAUCCCUUAACUCCUCCUGCUUCUUCCAAACUCGAUGACGCCCAAUUUUCCUCUUCGGCUAGGCCCGUUCUCCGAUCUUCUCCCCAAGGCCAACGUCUUGCUUCGCUCGAUGUAUUUCGCGGCAUCACUGUUGCGCUAAUGAUAGUUGUGGACUAUGGUGGUGGGGUUAUGCCUGCAAUAAACCAUUCACCAUGGGAUGGGUUAACCCUGGCAGAUCUUGUAAUGCCAUUUUUUCUAUUCAUUGUUGGAGUUUCGCUUGCCCUUGCUUACAAGAAAAUUCCAAGCCGAGGCAUUGCAACUCAGAAGGCUGUGUUACGGACGUUGAAGCUCUUGUUCUUAGGCCUCUUCCUUCAAGGAGGCUUUCUCCAUGGCAUAAACAAUCUAACUUAUGGAGUGGAUAUCCAGCAAAUUAGAUGGAUGGGAAUCUUACAGAGAAUUGCAAUAGCAUACUUUCUGGCAGCUGUGUGUGAGAUAUGGCUAAAGGGAAGUGAUUAUGUGAAUUCAGAAACUGCAUUGCGGAGAAAGUAUCAAUUACAGCUGGUUGUUGCUGUCAUCCUCACUACGUUAUAUCUUGUCCUGUCAUAUGGACUGUACGUUCCUGAUUGGGAGUAUCAAGUUCCAAGUCAAUCUACUUCCAAUAUGGCUUCUCCAAAGAUAUUUUCUGUGAAAUGUGGCACACGUGGUGACACUGGACCAGCUUGCAAUGCUGUGGGAAUGAUAGAUCGUAAGAUAUUUGGUAUUCAACAUCUGUAUAAAAGACCUAUUUAUGCACGGUCUGAGCAAUGCAGCAUUAAUUCACCAGACUAUGGUCCAUUGCCUCCUAAUGCUCCUUCUUGGUGUCAAGCUCCUUUUGAUCCCGAAGGAAUUUUAAGCACAGUGAUGGCUGUUGUGACCUGCUUGGUUGGCUUGCAUUACGGGCAUAUCAUUGUACAUUUCAAAGAUCACCGAGACAGAAUGCUUCAUUGGAUUAUUCCUUCUUCUUGUUUAAUUGUGUUGGCCAUUGGGUUAGACUUCUUAGGGAUGCAUAUAAAUAAGGUUCUUUAUACAGUUAGUUACAUGAGUGUCACUACUGGUGCAGCCGGACUUCUCUUUACCGGGAUAUACUUGAUGGUUGAUGUGUACAGAUGGAGGCGCAUGAAUGUGGUGAUGGAGUGGAUGGGAAAGCAUGCAUUGGUGAUAUAUGUGCUGGCUGCCUGUAACGUGCUGCCUGUGGUUCUCCAAGGCUUCUACUCAGGGCAGCCACAGAACAACAUCCUGAGACUAAUUGGAAUUACAACGUGAAAUGGUGUUGUGGUGGAAGUGGCCUCUUGAGAGUCCAAAUGCUUCAAAGGUCUGUCCUUUGCAAUAUAUAGACUUGACCACAUAGCAUCAUGAUGGUUAUGUCCAUUGGUGGUUGAUUGAUAUUUUCUAUUAAAAGAGGAAGGAACAAUAAAAAAGAGAGGUAUAUGCUCGCUAGCUCGAUCAAGCACUCGCUCGGCUCGUCCCUAAUAGAGAAGAUGUAGUUUAGUUUUGUGUAAAAAUGUGUAGAAGGGGAAUUGAAUGGGAAGCUAUAUAUUUAUUAUUUAGUAGGUGAUCUGCCUUGACACAUCACUACACUGUAUUAUGAGUUUUUAGAAGAUGAUAAAUGAUGAUGAGCUUUAAAUCAUUCCUGGGUUUAUGCAGGAAAGUUAUAUAUGAUAUCAUGAAUGAAUGAAU